Messenger RNA from Boeremia exigua, 1028 nucleotides. RefSeq lists its product as uncharacterized. The transcript has a single exon. The record is from RefSeq and is a predicted model, not a curated record. The annotation marks the transcript as partial. NCBI's taxonomy places the organism in Eukaryota, Fungi, Ascomycota, Dothideomycetes, Pleosporales, Didymellaceae.
GAGGGCUCACUGGCCUGUCGUAUUCGGCACCGCUCCACCAUGACAGAGGCUGCUGCCCUUGCUCAUGACGAGAAGCGACCGCCUUGCGUCUGGCCCGCCGCCGACUAGACCUCGUGCUGCGCUUCUAGCCGUGUGCUCUCGCCCCGGCCACGAGAAACCUGCGACUUGCAGCGUAGCGUGCGGCCACCCGUCACCACGUUCCCUGACAGCUUGUGAUUUGGCAGUCCCACGAACGCCCGUGGCCGUCAUUCGGCCAGCGAGCCAUCCUGAAUGGGCAGUCGUUGACGACUGACCCAGAGCCGAGAAACGUUCCUGUAACGUUUCUACUAGCACUUCGGAUCAACUUCCGGACGCCCACCACAUCAUGAGACUGCUCGCUUGCAUUCGCAUCACCACCUGGAGCCGCACCUGGGCAGGCUGUCCGUACCCGCGUCUGACAACCCGUGAACCAUGUAGUACGGGCCUGACAGCCAGCGAUUGCCCGACUGACGGGGCGAUCACUUGUGCAAUGCCUGGGGCGCUACCUACCCGCCAGGAUUUAUCCGCCGGUGGCAGUACCGGACGCUGCGUGCAUGGGCAGUACUUAUUUCAUUUCGACAAGUCUAACUGAAAAUUUUCUACCCCAGUACCGUGCAUGCCGGAGGCGCUUUCACCGUGAACGGGGACGUUGGUUCCUUACCCAAACGAGCUGCGACCGCAAAGUGACACGUGCCGCGGUACAGGCAAGCCAGUGUGCAUUACUCGAGCACUGUCCCGCCGCUGAUAGGUAAGGUGGCGGCUAGGCCUAUGCUUGUAUGGUCUUACAGAGUGCUAAUCCCUCUCUACACCUCGGAACUUGGUUCACAGCGCAACGUCACUGCUCGCUUCACACACGGUCCCUGCCCUCCACUGUCAGUGACCUCCUAGCGGCUCAUCACCGGAGGCUGUCCGCCCUCUCGCAUCCACUCGGGCCCCUGCCAUCAAACAGACUAUCACUCAUUCCAGCCAGCCGCGGGCAGUCGUCUCGCGACUCGCACCCUGCUCCGCUA